This is a messenger RNA of Colletotrichum costaricense, 912 nucleotides long. RefSeq lists its product as uncharacterized. Lineage: Eukaryota; Fungi; Ascomycota; Sordariomycetes; Glomerellales; Glomerellaceae. The transcript is spliced from 3 exons. Bases 1 to 912 code for a protein of 303 amino acids. The record is from RefSeq and is a predicted model, not a curated record.
AUGAUCGAAUUAAGAGAACCCGAUGCAGAAAAGCUUGUCAGUCUCCUCUGGAGCCCUCCGAAACCCGACGUUCACGCUCAAUUUGGCAGAUCACCCACAAGAGGUCCGUGUGGUACAUCGGCGUACAAGAACUACUGCCAUCGUCAGUGGGGCUUGAUUGCGGGAUAUUUCAAUGGCCAUUACAUAACUCUCAACAGUCUUACAGAGCUCAGCUCUCUAAUUCAAUAUCUCCUCAAGACAGACACAAUCACAAGAGGCCAGAUAGAUGCUUAUUUGAAAUCUAAUCAGCGUCAAAUAUUAGAUCAAAAAGCAGUGGAUACCACAAUCAAUCUCACUCUUCGCCUCCUGCUCAUGCUUCGAUUCGGCCCUGUUGAAGGGGAGGAAUCUCUUGACCAUUACCUUCUUUGGGGCUCUGGUUCCUUGAAGGAUUGCGUACGGUCUCACCUAGAGGAUUUGCCUCAUCUCAAUAUUGAAGGGAUCCGUUUCCCGAAGAGCUUCAAUGCGUGGAGUCUAGUCACAAUUGGGGGCAUCAAGAUUGAACUAACAGACAAUCUAGCCGACCACCUGUUGCUGAUAGAGGACGAGAAUGAUUUGAGAGUUUUGAUAUUCCACCAUGUAUCAUUCCUUCGAUGCCAUCAAAGUUCGUUCUACCCUCAGAGACUUGGCGCAAGCGGCACACUUCACGCGGAAGCCCGAAGGAUCGAGAGGUUCAACUUCUGGAGGAACCGAUUGAUUGUCCUCAAGCAGGCGUACGAUGAUGCCACUCCUCGUACGCUGGCUCAAUGGUGGUAUGACCGGCGGAACAGGGUCAUUUGGUGCACUUUCUGGUUGGCAAUCCUGGUUUUGGUGCUUGGAGCGUUGGUGGGCGUCGUUCAGUGUGUUCAAGGGGGCUUACAAGUUUCGAAAUCAUGA